CGGCGUGUCGAGCUCGAAUCGAAAACAGGCACAUAGAGUUCCGCAAGGAGCAACGAAGCGAUCUAAGUUGCUACUAGAGCCGUACGCUGCUUCGCCACGUGCCAGCAGAUUUGGAGCGACGCGCUCCAGUGAUUACUCAAAGGCACACACCAUGGCUGGCUUCGGCGGCGCGCUCCCGGGCGGCAUCGGCGAGAUGGCCAAGAGUCUGGGACUGGACAAUCUUGAUGAUCUAGACAAAGCAAUGGCCCCCGCGCCGGCACCGGAUGCAUUACCGCCGACGCAGGGCCGGCCGUCGACCGAGGUCGUCGCCGGCGAGGAGGCCAUCAAACCCGAGGGCUGGUGGCACCCCAAGGCCGCCGGCGACCAGGCGCCACCGGCCGCUGAUGCCGCCGAGCCGGAGAAGCUCGCUUCCGCAAAGCGGGAAGAGCACGUCGAGACCGCGCCGUUUCCGUCCUUCGCGCUGAGCGACGAGGGCAAACGAGUGGUUUUAUAUUUCGGCCUGCCGAACGCCAUGGAGUUGUUGGGCGAGAACGCCGUCGUGGCUACCGUUAGAGUGCAAGCCUUGGAAGUGGUCGCCCGGGUGGGCAACACCGCGUACCGCUUCCACGAGUCUAUCUUGUUCGAGCACGUCGUGCCCGCCAAAACUAAAGUCAGAGUCAAGAAGGACCGCGUCGUCGUGUCCAUGCUCAAGGUCUUCGAGAAGGCCUACUGGGAGUCGGUCUCGGUGAAUAGAAGAGCCGUGGGCCCCGUGCGCAAGUCGCCGCCGGACCACGGCCGGGCGACGACGGUCUACGGGUCGGGGGCUAAGAAAUGAGAUCCCUGUG
Messenger RNA from Pelagomonas calceolata, 824 nucleotides. The record is from the annotation of a GenBank genome assembly. NCBI's taxonomy places the organism in Eukaryota, Pelagophyceae, Pelagomonadales, Pelagomonadaceae.